AGUGGGGGCUUUGGUCUUAUGAGCAGCUUGGUGGCCUGCAGACAUAACAACCCACACCCCAGGCAGGAUACACCACCACCGUCCUCCAGUCUGCCAGUAGAGGGUGCAGUAGACGCUGGGGAGCCCCAUAGGACUCAACCCAACAGUGACAACAGAGACACACAGGUUGACACCGUAGUAGAUCCGAUGCUUGACUUGGACAUUCAGGAGCUGGCUAACCUGACCGCUGGUGACGCAGACGUGGAGAACUUUGAACGCCUCUUCACCAAACUGAAGGAGAUGAAAGAUAAAGCCUCAUGGUUACCUCCUGAACAGAGGAAACUUCAUGCUGAGAAGGUUGCCAAGGCGUUUUGGACGGCCAUCGGAGGAGAGCAGGAUGAGAUAGAAGGCCUGUCGUCAGGGGAGGAGAGUUAAAGGGAGACUGAGGAGCCACACUCUUCCUUCCUGUCCCCAGUCGUCCCCUUCCUGUCCCCAGUCGUCCCCUUCCUGUCCCCAGUCGUCCCCUUCCUGUCUCCAGUCCUCCCCUUCCUGUCCCCAGUCGUCCCCUUCCUGUCCCCAGUCGUCCCCU
Salvelinus namaycush (lake trout) is the source of this 568-nucleotide messenger RNA. RefSeq names its product alpha and gamma adaptin binding protein (gene aagab). The coding region runs from base 19 to 414 and encodes 131 amino acids. The record is from RefSeq and is a predicted model, not a curated record. NCBI's taxonomy places the organism in Eukaryota, Metazoa, Chordata, Actinopteri, Salmoniformes, Salmonidae. The transcript is spliced from 5 exons.